Molecule: messenger RNA, 755 nt
Organism: Hibiscus syriacus
Lineage: Eukaryota; Viridiplantae; Streptophyta; Magnoliopsida; Malvales; Malvaceae
Exons: 5
Coding region: 255-620 (121 amino acids)
Source: RefSeq, a predicted model, not a curated record
GAUGACGACAAUAAAACUUGCAGAAAACACACACAGUGAUUUCCUUCCUUUCUUACUAAAAGAAAAAUCCAAUAUCUUUUUGAAUCUCUUCCCAUAAACCAUCUCCAGAAUCCCACUUUAUCAUCCUCAGAAGUCGACGUUCAUUGUUUAGAAGAUAUUGUUCUUGCAUAGCAGAGGACUUGAAGCCCCACCAACUUUUUGUGGAUAGAUUUGGUAACUGAAGAGGGGCACCAUUGGAUAGUAUUUCAAUUUUUAUGAAAAGGGAAUGGUCGUUUGGUUCGGAGACGAUGGAAGUCAAUACCGGACAUUCCUGUUCAAAUGAGAAAAAACGGUUGGAUUGUCGAAAAUCUGCUGAUAAAGGGGAAAAGCCUUCGGAAAAAGAUGCAGGCGGUUCUGCAUUCGUAAAUCAUGCUGCGAUCGAUUGGCACAAGAACAGGAAAAGGUGGACAGGGGAUAAAUCUCAACAAUCACGAACGAUCAACAAGGAUCAAGUUAUAAGCUGGUCCACAACAUAUGAAGACCUUCUCUUGACUAAUGAGCCAUUUUCCCAGCCAAUUCCUUUGCCUGAAAUGGUAGAUUUCCUAGUCGAUAUUUGGCACGACGAAGGGUUGUUUGAUUAGACGAUGGAUGACGGAGUACAGGCAUAGGAGAGUUUUAGGUGAUUGCUGGUCUGGAUUUUGUUUGCCUCCUUAAUCUUAAGAAACACACAUUUCGACUAUGUCACCUGGAUUCGGAUAUUUGUCUUAGACGAGUAU